GGUUAGUGCACAUGUUCAGUGUAGAGGCUGCUUUUUGAUUUGAAGGAUAUGUUGGAGAGUACUUGCUCACAACGUGAAAUAUCACAUUUGUGACAAUAUGGAAAGCAAACUUUUAUAUCUGAGAGUCUGUGCUACGCUGGUUUUAGUCUUGUUUGCUGUCAGAGGUGUUGCACAAGAAGAAAUGCAGAGUAAAGGUUGUAUUUGUGGAUAUCCUGGGAUCCCGGGAGACCCAGGACACAAUGGGAUGCCAGGUAGAGAUGGCCGGGAAGGACUCACAGGCGAGAAAGGAGAUAAAGGAGAAACUGGUCCUAUUGGAUCACCAGGAAUUGGGGGCCAAAACGGAGACAAAGGGGAUACAGGUGCAAUUGGCCCAGUUGGCCCCAAAGGUAAAAGAGGGGACAAUGGAGAAAGAGGACCUCCAGGUAAAAUGGGCCCCCAGGGGGUCCAGGGGCCCAUAGGCCUUAAAGGAGACCAGGGAGAGAUUGGACUGCCAGGACCAAAAGGACCUACUGGGGCUCCAGGGCCCCCAGGACCAGAGGGUCCCAAAGGGGAUGUUGGGCUAAGAGGGGACAGGGGCAUUCAAGGCCCACUGGGGCCCCCUGGUCGUCUGGGGCCUAAAGGGGAAAUUGGGGUUCCUGGACACAAAGGCAGCAUCGGCUAUCGGGGGGAGAGAGGAUCUCGAGGUGAUAAGGGUGAGAAAGGUGAGAAAGGAGAAGCAUUUGCAAUAUUUAAGAGUGCCUUCUCUGUGGGACUCACUGCACAAACUAAACUCCCAGCAGCCAAUGCACCCAUCCGGUUUGACAAGAUUAUUUACAAUGUACAGAAUCACUAUGAUGUACAGACAGGGAGAUUCACAUGCUCUGUAAGAGGAGCUUACUAUUUCACCUACCACAUCACCGUUUUCUCCAGAAAUGUGAAGGUUGCCCUUGUUAAGAAUGGGGCAAAGAUCAUCCAUACAAUGGAUAACUACCAAAGCAGCGAGGACCAGGCGGCAGGAGGCGCUGUACUGCACUUAGAGGCCGGGGACAAGGUGUGGUUGCAGGUGGCUGGAGGGGAGCUCUUCAAUGGACUAUUUGCUGAUGAAGAUGAUGACACCACUUUCUCUGGGUUUUUAAUUUUUGCUGAUGAAUAAAUAUUGUUUCUGCUCUGGCAAAUCUU
Messenger RNA from Periophthalmus magnuspinnatus, 1158 nucleotides. It is a transcript of the gene c1qtnf9, whose product is annotated as C1q and TNF related 9. The transcript is spliced from 3 exons. The record is from RefSeq and is a predicted model, not a curated record. The coding region runs from base 98 to 1132 and encodes 344 amino acids. Gene Ontology annotation, molecular function: protein binding. NCBI's taxonomy places the organism in Eukaryota, Metazoa, Chordata, Actinopteri, Gobiiformes, Gobiidae.